GGUCAUGGGGGGGUUCCGGGGGGGAGGUGCGAGGCCCGGACCCACCACUUGCAGAGCCCACCCCAGUCUCGGCGCGCUGAGCCCAGGGCGGGCCAGCCUGGACUCCCAACUCACCUGGCUUCGGCUGGAGGGAAGCGCCAGACACCGGAAACAGCGGUGACGUCAUCAGCCCGCGCCUGUGUAACGGCCCGUAGUAUGCUAGCAACCUCUGGGCACCCAGACGAUGUGGGGGCGUGGAGUUGAGAGGCCCGGUGCUGGCUAGGCCUGCGGGAGGACGGGUCCCAGGACCCGAGUGAGGGUUCCACACCUGGCCUUCAGUACGGGUCAAGACGCAGGCACCUACGCCAAAGGGGAGCAAAGCCGGCCUCGGCCUGAGGGCCCCCAGGACCUCCAUCUCCCAAUGCCAGAGGUGGUCUCCGCCCACUUGCUCGCUGAGGUUCCCUCCCAGGAAUCCGCCACGUGACGGUCGGACCACCGUCUCUGACUAGAAGAGCCCCGAAAGCGCCAUGGCUCCCCAGAAGCUGCUCUGCCUUCCCUCCCUGCUGCUGCUACUCCUGACGCGGCUGCUGCCCCAGGCAGACACUCGGUCGUUUGUAGUGGAUCGGGAUCAUGACAGAUUCCUCCUGAACGGGGCCCCGUUCCGCUACGUGUCUGGCAGCCUGCACUACUUUCGGGUACCACGGGUGCUUUGGGCAGACCGGCUUUUCAAGAUGCGAAUGAGUGGCCUCAACGCCGUACAGUUUUAUGUGCCCUGGAACUACCACGAGCCAGAGCCUGGGGUCUAUAACUUUAAUGCCAGCCGUGACCUCUUUGCAUUUCUGAAAGAGGCAACUUUAGCAAACCUGUUGGUCAUACUGAGACCAGGACCUUACAUCUGUGCAGAGUGGGAGAUGGGGGGUCUCCCAGCCUGGUUGCUUCGAAAACCUAAAAUUCGUCUGAGAACUUCAGAUCCAGACUUCCUUGCCGCAGUGGACUCCUGGUUCAAGGUCUUGCUGCCCAAGAUACAUCCAUGGCUCUACCACAAUGGGGGCAACAUCAUUAGCAUUCAGGUGGAGAAUGAAUACGGUAGCUACGGGGCCUGCGACAUGAGCUACAUGAGACACCUGGCUGGGCUCUUCCGUGCACUGCUUGGAGACAAGAUCUUGCUCUUCACCACAGAUGGCCCUGAAGGCCUCAAAUGUGGCUCCCUCCAGGGACUCUAUACCACUAUAGAUUUUGGCCCAGCUGACAACAUGACCAAAAUCUUUGCCCUACUUCGGAAGUAUGAACCCCGUGGGCCAUUGGUGAACUCUGAGUACUACACAGGCUGGCUGGAUUACUGGGGCCAGAAUCACUCCACACGCUCCGUACCAGCUGUAACCAAAGGACUAGAGAACAUGCUGAAGUUGGGAGCCAGUGUGAACAUGUACAUGUUCCAUGGAGGUACCAACUUUGGAUACUGGAAUGGUGCUGAUGAGAAGGGACGCUUUCUUCCAAUUACUACCAGCUACGACUACGAUGCACCCAUAUCUGAAGCAGGGGACCCCACACCUAAGCUUUUUGCUAUUCGAAAUGUCAUCAGCAAGUUCCAGGAAGUUCCCUUGGGACCUUUACCUCCCCCCAGCCCCAAGAUGAAGCUUGGACCUUUGAGCCUACACCUGGAUGGGAAUUUGCUGGCUUUCCUAGACUUCCUAUGUCCCCAAGGGCCCAUCCAUUCAAUCCUGCCAAUGACCUUUGAGGCUGUCAACCAGGACCAUGGGUAUAUGUUGUACCGGACCUAUCUGAUCCAUACUGUUUCUGAGCCAGCACAAUUCUGGGUGCCAAACAAUGGAGUCCAUGACCGUGCCUACGUGAUGGUGGAUGGGGUGUUUCAGGGUGUUUUGGAACGAAACAUGAAACACAACCUAUUUUUGACGGGCAAAAAGGGGGCCAAACUGGAUGUCUUGCUGGAGAACAUGGGGAGGCUCAGUUUCGGGUCUAACAGCAGUGACUUCAAGGGCCUAUUGGAGCCACCAAUUCUGGGGCAAACGGUCCUUACCCAGUGGCUGAUGUUCCCUCUGAAAGUUGAUAAUCUUGUAAAGUGGCGGUUUCCCAACGAGUUGCUGAAAAGCUCACAUCCUCAAACUCCCUCUGGCCCCACCUUCUACUCUACAACCUUCCCAAUUUUAGACUCAGGCGGGGACACAUUUCUCUUUCUACCUGGAUGGACCAAGGGCCAAGUCUGGAUCAAUGGGUUUAACCUGGGCCGCUACUGGACAAAGAGGGGGCCACAACAGACCCUCUACGUGCCAAGACCCCUGCUGUUUCCUAGGGGAGCCCUCAACAAAAUCACGUUGCUGGAGCUAGAAAAUGUGCCUCUUCGGCCCCAAAUCCAAUUCCUGGAUAGGCCUAUCCUCAAUGCCACUGUGCAUAAGACACACAUCUGUUCCCUCUCAGCUGAAAGUGCCUCUGAACCAAUGGAGUUAAGUGGGCACUGAAAGAAAGGUAACCCUUGGACCUGGGACAUGUAGUGGGCAGGAUCCCUUGGUGCUAGUCAUGGUGACCGUAAGGAAACAAAGGCCACAGGUCUGAAUGUAAGUACAAGUGCAGUUUCCUUGCCAAACUUCAUUGUGAUUAAAAUUCAAGAGCCAGUACCAGCUCCACACACCUCUAUGGCCCUGGUUCCUGAAUGUCCCUCACCUCAAUCUUCCAAAUACUCUCUGGUUUCGUGGGGAAGAAGAAACCAGAGGGGGCCAGUGUGUAUGUGCCCUCUCAGAGCCUAGAGUUGGCCCCAGGUGGAGCUGUAAGAGAUCAGGAAGAGGGCUUCCCAGCCCGACAGCGAUGAUCCUGGAGGCAGCGUGUGGAGAGGAAAGAAGUCAAAGUAGUGAAAGGGAAUAUGAGGCCUUGGAGGGAUGUCCCACAGCUCCAGUGGCGUCUGAACAAGAGGAAGAAAAAUGGCUGGAGAGGUGUCCCAGAAACUUUCUAAUCCAAGCCUUCUCUGUCCCUCCUCCUGCCACUUCUGUUUUUAUUCCAAAGGUUCCCAGAGCAUCUCAAAUCCCCUCAACGGCCUUUCUGAACACUGAGCGGGCACGCAUUCUACUUGUCCAGAGUGGCCUCUAACUCAUCACAACCUACCCACUCACGCCCACCCCCUCUACGUACCGAACACUGAUGAUGGCAGGGUCAGGGACCUGAGGGGUAGGGGCUCCCAAACGGGCAGCUAGUCGGUGCUCUGCAGCCAGAGCUCCCUGAGGGGAAGAGAAGUUGUGUUAAGGACAAGGCCCCAGUGGUGGAGAGGGUACCCAAGAAGUGACACUGCACACCGGAUCAGACCUCUAAGGAAGUGUUGCUGGGGAGGAAAGAACCUCCAGCCUCGCCUUCUCUCAGUCGCUGAGGGCAGCAAAUCUCCGCUGCUCUCCUUGCUCCCACUGCUGCUCCUGCCGGUGCCGCCGGGCUGCCUUCCGCUCCCUUUUCCGAAUGGCCUGCCGCGCCUCCAUUUCUGCUGUCAGUGGCCCUGGCACCUGGAGGAUUUCCAGGAAGGUAUAAGCUGACCUGAGCUUUGCUGUAAUCAUAAGCAUCUGGAUUCUUCUCCAUGAAGCUCCGGGAACUCAUCACGUGUUGAUUUGUCAGCUGCAACCGUGUACGGUGGCCGGGUCCGGGAGUCCCUAGGUGCGAAAACCCAAAAAAUGAGUUCAACAUCACCUGCCUCCGGCUCCUCCCAACAUCACCCAAGCAGACCAGGGGAAACACUGCCAAGUAGCUGGUGCCAAGAUCAUCGUCAGGAGGGGCCGGCACGAGGGCCCUUACCUACUGAGCCUCUCCCAGCUAUGGCGGCUGCGUGCAGGAGGGUGAAGCCACCAGAGCCCAAGGGGGCACUGAGCAGAGACAGAACUCCAGGGUCUAGGGGGCUGGCAGCUAGCCGGAGCUUCAGCAUCCCCCAUCUCCAGCUUGGCAAGCAGCCAAGAGCACAUCCCAGAGCUCCGGCUGACCAGGGGACUUGGCCUCAUCUGGGGAAGGCCCCAAAGGGGCUGACUCUGAAAAGGCCUCAUCUCCUUGAGGUUGCUGGGAAAGAGUCAUUUGCGCCCCAGCCUCCAGGUCUUGGUUUCUCUCCCUCUUAUUCCUUUUUCUCCUCCUCUGCUUGGGCAAUACCUCAAAUUCACAAAGAUCCAGCAACCCCAGUGUCACCUCUACUAGCUCCAACUCUACCUGGGAGCCAUCCUCUCCCUCUGACUCUGAACCUAGGGAAAAAUUUGCUAUGUUAGAUCCAUCUCAGGAAUAAGCAGAGGGUAGAAGGUUGUGGGCUGCCCCAGAUGCAUAAGAAUGUACAGAGAGAAAAUCCAGAUCACUUGAAAUAAAAGUGUUUGUAUUUUGUCACCCAAGAUAAAGUAGCCCAUCAAGAGCUGAAGCCAUUAGUAUCACAUGCAGAGAUGCGGCUCGCAGCCCAGACAAGCACAGGCCCAGAAGAAGCUAUGCAGGGACAAGAGUCCUUGGACAUUCCCAUGACAGCCUUAGGGUGGUGCACAACAGAGGAAAGCACGAGCAGUGACAGCCGUGCAGGCCAACAGUCUGCAGCGAGGCAAGCAGCCCUUAGCCCAAAACCAGAGCAUCCAAGAAGACAUAAAUUAUGUAAGAUCCACACAACACACAUUCAAGCAUCGACUUCAUGCUAAGACUUUUCAAAGUACUAGAGAGAACGUCAGUGAACAAAAGAGACGAUAGAUUUGGAAAAGUCACAAAACGUGUAAUUGCUACCACAUACCCCACACUAUAAACAGACCUGUGUGUGUGUGUGUGUAGUAUGUAAGGGUUUACCUAUAAAUAGGGAAGUGAAUAAGUUAUGACAGUAGGGGAUUUGCCACUGCAGUUCUAGGACAGACCCCGAGAGAGAUUUGACAAUUGCCAGAUGGUGCUCAAACCCUGUUUGGGAGCUUCCGCAUUCCGCCCGAGUGCCUCAUUUUCAUCACUGCGGACCUUUCUUUCUUCCUCAAUGGCCUUCCUUCCUCUCAUUGUCUUCCAGUUUGUCUGAGGUAAAUCCAACCUGACUGUCUCCCGGGGGUGUUCUUCUGCCAUAAAACAAAAGAUGGUUCUCAAAUUUAGCUGAGGAGAAGCCAGCCCAGGUUUCUCUCAAUGAAGAUGCCAUCGGACUGCAGUACGAGGGCUAGAAAAUCAUCUGGGUGCACAAAUGAGAAGCCGAGGCUUGGGCCGGGAGGUUCGGGAAGGUCUAGGGAGUCUGGGGAUCUGGACAGAAGGCUCACCGUGGACAUGCGAGGUGGUCAGCUUAUGGAGCACACGCUGUAGCUCUUGGAAGGUGGGUCUGCGGGUAGCAAGGGGGAUAUCCCAAAGUCAGGGAUCCCACGUUGCAGGGGAGCCUCAUGGCCUCCAAAGAACAAGGACCGGCCAGAGCGGGGUGCACGCAUCAGUAUCGUCCCAGCCUUCUCCAGCACCUUAGCCUAGUCUGGCCCUGCCAGCAGGUCACGAACAUCCUAGAGAAGAAAGUAACUCAGCCCUGCAUCUCUUCACUUGCGACUUUUAAAUCUCCAACCAAAAUAUGACCCACAGAUCAUGUGUAGGGAGUGGGAGGCAGAAGAUAAUGGAGGGGGCUUUCCUGGUGGCACAGUGGUUAAGAAUCCACUUGCCAAUGCAGGGGACACGGGUUUGAGCCCUGGUCUGGGAAGAUCCCACAUGCCGCGGAGCAACUAAGCCCGUGCACCACAACUACUGAGGCUGCACUCUAGAGCCCUCGUGCCACAACUACUGAAGCCCAUAUGCCUAGAGCCCAUGUUCUGAAACGAGAAGCCACUGCAAUGAGAAGCCCGCGUACCGCAGCGAAGAGUAGUCCCCACUCGCUGCAACUAGAGAAAGCCCGUGUGCAGCAAUGAAGACCCAAUGCAGCCAAAAAGAAAGAAAGAAAGAAGAUAAUGGAGGGAGAAUGACAGGACUAAGAAUCCUGGGCAUUCACCCCAUUCUACCUUCAUCUACCCAAAAAUAACCAAGACGGAGGAUACAGGAGCCAGCCUCCCUACUGUGACAUUUAAUCAGUUGAGAGGGAAAAAGUGUAGAUUAGAGGAGCACCAGAUCUGGACACUUAACUCACCUUAUAUAGCAUGUCUUCACUGUAGCGCCUCAGGUUGGCUCCAGCAGAGCGGGAAGCUGCACCCCAGGCAUCCCAAAGCCCCUGGGCCGUGCCCCACUUGGCCCGCACUGUGUAACAGUAAAAGGUUUUGUGUGUCAACGCUUCUUGUCUGUAGACAGCACAGACUCAGUACUGGAAACCAGCUGGUACUCCCAGGCUACCAGGAUCCAUUCCAUCCUUACCCCAUGCAGCACCCUCUCACCCUUGGAAAACAGCACCAGCAAAGUGCCCAGCGGCAGCCAUGAGCACCACGCAGUCCCUGGGACCUCCGCUUUUCAGGUUUUGUAGCAGCACUUCUGCUGCUUCUGGGGGCACCUGGAUGACGGAGGAGCAGCACGAACAUAUCUGUGGCACUUACUGACAGCAAGAAAUAAGUGCCAAUGCUAAGUGCUUCACAUGCAUCAUCUCUUUUAAUACAACUUAUUUGUCUCCAUUUUACAAAUAAGAAAAUUUGAGGGCUUCCCUGGUGGUUGAGAGUCCGCCUGCCGAUGCGGGGGACACGGGUUUGUGCCCCGGUCCGGGAAGAUCCCACGUGCCGUGGAGCGGCUGGGCCCGUGAGCCAUGGCCGCUGAGCCUGCGCGUCCGGAGCCUGUGCUCCGCAACUGGAGAGGCCACAACAGUGAGAGACCCACGUACCGCAAAAAAAAAAAAGAAAAUUUGAGGCUUGUGGAGGUAGUCAAGGUCAAGUGGUAGAACCAUAAUUCAAACCUAGAUUGGUCUAUUUCCAAACUUAAUUCCAUUACACUUGACCCUUCUAAGAGUCAAGCCAGUUCAAUCCAAGACUGUGCUGUCAAGUGUGAUACCCACCCCCAACAGGAAAGAAGGAAAGAAUUGAGACACGGACUGUGCUGAGGGAAAGUCUAGGCUGAGUAUACAGAAGGCUGGAGUUGACCACACGACCUGUGCAGGCACUUGCCUGGCGAGGGCCUAGGACACAGCAAUAGGCAUCAAGAAACUGGCCCUGGGCAUUCUGGAAAAGAACCCGAUGCGGGUGGAAGCCUCGGGGUCAGUCAGGCUUCUCAAACUCAGCCCUCUCCUCAUCCAGUAUCUGCAAGUCCUCCUCACUGGCUGAGUCCGAGUCUUCUGAUCCUGAGAUGCUGGAAAGAUCUCCUGAGAACAACAUGAGAUACGCAAGUUUGGUGCCCCAUCUUUGACCUUUCCUCAAGCUCCUAAACUAGGGUCUUUCUCCAUCCCCAUGACCUAUCCGCACACAGGUCUCCCAACAGUCAUCACCUGUGGAGCUCUGCUUUUCAAAGUCCAGGGCAGACCGGAGAGGCUUGUCCUUGAGAUGCUGCUUUAGGUUAAACCGAUGCCAGUCAAGCUUAUAAUGUUCCCUCUAGCAGGAGGCAAAGAAGGAAGCACAGUGUGGAAGCAUGGCCCAGCCUGGCCUUUUAUGGUAUCCAAGACCUCUAACAGAACUCCAGGAAGUAUGACCAGGUAACACUAACUUUCUUAGUUAAAACAUGGAACUUUAUUCAUUAAAGACAAAAUGUCUACCUCUCCCCACCCACCAUUACACCUUUGCUUCCACCAUUUAGCUCUGUACCUGGUCUUUUACCUGUUCCUGGUGGUUCUGGAAGGUCUGGUCACAGGUUGAACGAAACAACUUCUCUGAAAUAUCCAGAGGACCCUGGAGUGGUUUUCUUUCUGGGCUUAUUCUCUCCCCUGAACCUAAAUAAGGGGAGGGUAAACAGAGGUAGAAAAGGAGCCCAAAUCCACAGUAUCUAGGAUUACAUUCAGUGUCUGAUAUACAAAGCAGAGGAGGAUACAAAAAGAGAUGGCACGUCCUUGCCUGCAAGGAAUUUACAAUCUAGUAAUAAUGAAGCGAAUAGCACAACAAUCACCUUAUACAAUAAAUAUGCUUCUGAAAAGAUGUACGUAAAAUAAAUAUAAAUCAAACAUUGUAUGUAAAUUAACCAAAGGGAUUGUUUAGAGAAAUCCUAGAAAAUGAUUUCUGGUAAAGUUAAAAUUCUUUUUAACUGUGCAAAAGUCACUUCCCAAAUGCCACUUUUUUAGCUUAUAUUUCCAAUUACAGUGUGCAGUUUGUUUUUUAAAAAGGUACAAGAGAAACAGCCAAACUAAAGCUGUAUGAAACCAAGAGUAAGUUGUUUUAUAUUCAGCAAGAAGGAAUGACUUGAUUGGAAUAGUUAAAUUUGGACUAUGUCAAGGAAUUUUGAAGUGUUUUUGUAGGCAGUGGUGGUAACGUGAUGAGGCAUAAACAAUGGCAAGAGACUUGUUUGGAGACAAUUCAGGAGCCUGUUCUGGAAAUCCAGAGAUCGAGUGAAUUCUUUUUUUUUUUUUGACCAAAAUAUAGAUUUUAAUUUUACACG
This is a messenger RNA of Globicephala melas (long-finned pilot whale), 8421 nucleotides long. RefSeq names its product galactosidase beta 1 like (gene GLB1L). Gene Ontology annotation, biological process: carbohydrate metabolic process. NCBI's taxonomy places the organism in Eukaryota, Metazoa, Chordata, Mammalia, Artiodactyla, Delphinidae. The record is from RefSeq and is a predicted model, not a curated record. Gene Ontology annotation, molecular function: beta-galactosidase activity. Gene Ontology annotation, cellular component: vacuole.